Messenger RNA from Pelobates fuscus (common spadefoot toad), 1970 nucleotides. Its product is annotated as bile acid receptor-like. Gene Ontology annotation, biological process: lipid metabolic process; bile acid signaling pathway; cell differentiation. Gene Ontology annotation, molecular function: RNA polymerase II cis-regulatory region sequence-specific DNA binding; nuclear receptor activity; zinc ion binding. The record is from RefSeq and is a predicted model, not a curated record. NCBI's taxonomy places the organism in Eukaryota, Metazoa, Chordata, Amphibia, Anura, Pelobatidae. Bases 280 to 1815 code for a protein of 511 amino acids. The transcript is spliced from 11 exons.
UUGAUUUAUGUCUGUUUCGCUGCCCUUGCAUUGACCCUGAGGGAGGGCUGUGUGGGAAGUUGGUGUGUGAGAUUAUAGAGAGGGCUGAUGUAGAUGUGGGUUCUGCAGAGCGUCUGGAGCCGGAGUAUAUGCAGGGAGACUGAUAAAUAGCCAGGAGAAAUACAUCAAGCUUAAUAAGCCUAGUCCAGCUUGUAGUGGUGACUCCAUCUGGAGAGAUCUGCGUUUCACCAUUUCUCUGUGCAGGAUUUUUCUGUAGCCAACUGUGACUAACUGGUUUUGAUGAGACAGUGGGAAGAGCUGGAGCAGACUAUGGCAAACAGUUAUGUAACCGUUUCUGAUGCAUACUGUGUUGCAGAGCCAUUACCUUACUAUGAUGUCCUGCCAGAGCACAUUAAUUAUCAACUUCCAGAUUCAGACUUUCAGACGACCCCUUUCUGUCAGUAUACAAAUGUGCAGUAUUCACCAGUGUUGCAAUCACCAUCGUCACAGUGCCACUACAACACAUACAGCCUGGAGACUGCAUACGGUGAUGGACAGUAUGUACUUAGCACAUGUGAAAUGAGUAAACCUUCAUCUGUGAUCUCUUAUGGUUCAGAGGAGGUGUAUCCAACAAUAAAAAGGCCGAGAAUUAGUCACACUAACAUACGGAUGAAAGGACAUGAAGAGCUUUGUGUGGUAUGCGGAGAUAAGGCAUCUGGAUACCAUUACAAUGCACUCACCUGUGAAGGGUGCAAAGGUUUCUUCCGUCGCAGUAUUACCAAGAAUGCUGUGUAUAGAUGCAAAAAUGGUGGGCAUUGCGAGAUGGACAUGUAUAUGCGACGGAAAUGUCAGGAAUGUCGUCUGAAAAAGUGCAAGGCUGUAGGCAUGCUAGCAGAAUGCUUGUUAACUGAAGUACAAUGCAAGUCAAAGAGGCUUCGAAAAAAUUGCAAGCAAAACAGCUCCAUCUUUUGCAAUGUAAAGCUGGAAGAUGAUGGAAGUGAUAGCAGACACGUGUCAUCAACUACAAAGCCAAGCAAAGUUACCCGACUAGAACUCACAGCUGAAGAAUGCAAACUGAUUGAUCAUAUAGUAGCUGCUCACCAAAAAUAUGGCCUUCCUAUGAAUGAACAAAAGCUAUUUCUAGAAGAGUCUGCAAAUCCAGAUGAAAUAUUUUACCAAAUCUCAGAGGCAGCUGUUCUUCACGUGCAAGUCCUUGUAGAAUUUACUAAAAGAUUGCCAGGAUUUGACAUGUUGGAUCAUGAAGAUCAGAUUGCUCUCCUAAAAGGCUCCACAGUUGAAGCAAUGUUUUUACGUUCAGCACAGAUAUAUAAUCAACAAACAGGAUGCUCUCUGCCAGCCAAUGACGGUUUUGCAAGAUACCAAAGCCCUGAAGUAGAAUAUUCUCACAUCCAGGAUUUUGACAGAUGUCCUUUAUAUUCUUUAGAACAACCUACUCACCACGAUCAUCCUGCAUCUUCUACAGAUAUCACUGAAGAAUUCAUUACUCCACUUUUCAACUUUUACAGAAGUAUGGGAUCCUUAAAUGUGACUGAAACUGAAUAUGCCUUACUUUCAGCAAUAACAGUAUUUUUUUCAGAUCGUCCACUCUUAAAGAACAAGCAACGAGUAGAAAAAUUUCAGGAACCCCUCUUAGGAGUUUUACACAAGUAUUCGAAGAUUUAUCAUCCAGAUGAUCCACAGCAUUUUGCACGUCUGAUUGGACGACUUACUGAGCUUAGAACCCUUAAUCACAAUCACUCUGAAGUAUUAUUAACAUGGAAAGCAAGAGACAGCAAACUCACUUCAUUGCUGUAUGGUGUUUGGGAUUUACAAUGAAGUUUUUAAUCUCACUUAUCUGGGUUGAACUACUAAUUUAUGUAAAUGCCUCAUUUGAGGUUAUAUUUUUUUCAUGGAUAUCAAUCUAAAACAUAUUGAUUUUAAAAUCUAGCUACAUUAAAAAGCAUUGUGAUGCAUGGAUACUUACCGUAGAA